Messenger RNA from Octopus sinensis (East Asian common octopus), 654 nucleotides. RefSeq lists its product as uncharacterized. NCBI's taxonomy places the organism in Eukaryota, Metazoa, Mollusca, Cephalopoda, Octopoda, Octopodidae. The transcript has a single exon. Bases 1 to 654 code for a protein of 217 amino acids. The record is from RefSeq and is a predicted model, not a curated record.
AUGGCAACAAAACAAAAAGCCAUCCAACUGAAAAUUGAAAACACCAACGACAAGGAGGCAAAGGAAAAACUCAAAAGAGAACGUAGGAAAAUAUCGAGAACAAUCAAGAAGGAAAAUCUUAAAUACGUGAAAGCUUUAUUAAACUCUCGAAUAUCAGAAGUUGAAGACUUAAAGGAUGGUGCGCAAAUGUACGCAGCCAUCAGACUACUACGCCGACGACAACAGAAAACAAAACUGGUUGUGCACGAUGAACAUGGGAAAACAAUUGGAAACCCAAUCGAAAUGGUAAAUACAAUCGCCGACCACUUCGAAAUACUAUUCAAUGGCAGGGCCGAUGCUCUCGAUGAGGGUGAAGAACGUUAUCUAAACAACAAAAUAACACACCUUGAAGUUUUGAAGGCUAUAAAAAAAUUAAAAAACAACCGUGCGGCGGGUCCAGACAACAUCAACGGUGAAUUGAUAAAGUACUCCCCAAUGGAGAUCUCAACUAUAAUCACAAAUCUCCUGAACGAGAUGUUCCAUGGAAAUACCAUACCGCCUAUUGGGAAAGGAACGCUAAUUCCUCUCCAAAAACCCAACAAGCCGCAAGGUCCUCUUAACAACAUUCGCCCAAUCAUACUCUUGAACACAAUAAGGAAAAUCUUUCGCUCGUAA